Molecule: messenger RNA, 2651 nt
Organism: Poecilia reticulata (guppy)
Lineage: Eukaryota; Metazoa; Chordata; Actinopteri; Cyprinodontiformes; Poeciliidae
Source: RefSeq, a predicted model, not a curated record
CACUCUAUGAAGUAUUUCCACACUGCGUCCUCUCAAGUGCCAAACUUCCCAGAGUUUGUGGCUGUUGCUUUAGUUGAUGAUGUCCAGAUGGUUUACUAUGACAGUGACAGCGGGAAAGCAGAGCCCAAACAGGACUGGAUGAGGGAGAAGAUGGAUCAGCUGUACUGGGAAAGAGAAGCUGAAAAAUUUCAGCGUCACCAACAAACCUACAAAGUCAGCAUUGAAAUCUUGAAGCAGCGCUUUAACCAAACAGGAGGUAUUCAUGUUUACCAAUGGAUGUAUGGCUGUGAGUGGGAUGAGGAGACUAAAGUGAAAAAAGGCUUUAUGCAGUACGGGUAUGAUGGGGAGGACUUCAUAGCCUUUGACCUGAGCACGAAGAAAUGGAUCGCUCCAACGCCUCAAGCUGUCAUCACCAAAAACAAGUGGGACAAUGACAGAGGUUGGAUUGCACUGGCAGACAGCUUCCUCAACCAGAGGUGUCCUGAUUGGAUAAAUACAUAUAUGAUCUAUGGCAGGACUUCUCUCAUGAGAACAGAGAAACCUUCAGUSUCUYUCCUCCAGAAGUCKUCCUCCUCUCCAGUCWGCUGCCWCGCUACAGGUUUCUAUCCUAACAAGGCUGAGAUGCUCUGGAGGAAAGAUGGAGAAGAGAUCCAUGAUGGUGUGGUCAAAAGAGAAAUCCUCCCUAACAACGAUGGGACCUUCCAGAUGAGUGUUGAUCUGGAUCUGUCAUCCGUUUCAUCUGAAGACUGGAGCAACUAUGAAUGUGUGUUUCAGCUGUCAGGUGUCAAUGAAGACUUYGUCACCAAACUGGAKAAAUCCAAAAUCCUGACCAAUGAAAGGAAUUGGAUCACGGUAAUCACCACUGGAGCAGUGAUUAUUGCUGCCGUUGUCGCUGUGGUUGGAGUCAUUUUCAGAAAUACAAUCAGUGAGAAACUAUUCAAAGCCAAGCGACCUCCAACUUAUAUCAAUAACCAUGAAGUCCAAGAGAUAAUGAUUCCAAAACAAAAUGWAACAUAUGCGCCAUGCACACACUUGACCCACUCUCUGAAGUAUUUCUACGCGGCAUCUUCAGGAAUACCAAACUUCCCAUCAUACGUCUCUGUUGGGUUUGUGGAUGAUGUUCAGAUAAGUUACUGUGACAGCAGCAACAACGAAAACGUUCCUAAACAGGACUGGAUGAAUAAAGUGAGUUCAGAUUAUCCAAAUUACCGGAAGGAGGAAACUCUGACAUGUCUGGAUAAACAGCAAACCUUCAAAAUCAACCUAGAAAUUGCAAAACAACGCUACAACCAGACUGGAGGGGUGCCCGUCUUUCAGCAGAUGUAUGGCUGUGAGUUCGAUGAUGAGACUAGAGAGUUCAAAGGUUAUGAUCAGUUUGGCUAUGAUGGAGAAGAUUUUAUUGUACUGGACCUGGAAGGACAGUCAUGGAUCGCUCCUAAACCACAAGCUUUCAACACCAAACAGAAUUGGGAAAAUAAUAGAGUUGUACUGGAACUUGAGAAGACCUACUUAACUCAUACAUGUGUGGAGUGGCUGAUGACGUAUGUGAGCUAUGGGAGGAGCUCACUGACGAAAACAGAUCUUCCCUCAGUGUCUUUCCUCCAGAAGAAUAGCUCCUCUCCAGUCUGCUGCCACGCUACAGGAUUUUAUCCUAACAGAGCUGAAAUGUUCUGGAGGAAAGAUGGAGAGGAGAUCCAUGAUGGUGUGGAGAAAGAAGAGAUCCUCCCCAACAAUGAUGGGACCUUCCAAAUGAGAAUUUAUGUGAAUCUUUCAUUUGUUCCAUCUGAUGACUGGGCAAAGUAUGAAUGCGUGUUUCGGUUCUCUGGUUUUAAAGAAAAUGUUGUCACCCGACUGGACAGAAGAAAAAUAAGGACAAUGAAAGUAAAUUCUACCACCUCACACAUCACUGGUAUUGUGGUUAUGAUUGUGGCUCUGGUCAUUGCAGUGACUGCAUUUCUUUGUCUGAGAAAGAAAAAGGUCACUCAAUAUAGCGCAGCUGAGACUUCAUCUUCAACUUCUAAAGACAGCGCUCCAUCAGACAGACCAAAUCGACAAUGGUCAAGGCCUGGGGAACGGCCUGUGGACAUGACAUAUUAGAGACUCGUUAACCUCAGUCAUGUUUUUGAACUGUGGGAGGAAGACGGAGAGAACCUGCGAGAAAGACCACAGGCUUGGAUUCGACCUGAUGGAAGACUUGUUUUUAUCAUUUAAUCAAUAUAUAAGAUGUGAAAAAUAUUUUCUAUACAUUGAAUUUACUUUUGCUUAAGCUGAACUUAUUUCAUAAGUGUGUAAAAAUCCAGAACCUUAAAAACUUCAAAACUCUGAGUUGCAGAAGACAGAGCAACGCCACAUGUUGAGCUAUUUAUGUUACCGAAACGAGAAGAUCUUGCAAUAACGGGGUUGGAGAAAGAUUGAUGUGUAUAAAUACCGUGUAUUCCUCAGUGGGAGAACGUUACAUUUUGGUGCAAGCUCCUUGCUCAUUGCAAGUAAAAAUGUCUUAAUAAUGUAGCUCUUUUAUUUGGCAUUCCUUUCAGGAGCAGUAGAAAUUUCUUACUCAAGGUGAUCAGCUUCUUGUUGCAAGGCAGUAAUAGUGUUACAAAAUGUGGCAUCAUGCAGCCACCCCAUGAAGGGAACAUUGUGUGGAAAAAGUU